Molecule: messenger RNA, 5168 nt
Organism: Paramormyrops kingsleyae
Lineage: Eukaryota; Metazoa; Chordata; Actinopteri; Osteoglossiformes; Mormyridae
Source: RefSeq, a predicted model, not a curated record
AUGGUCAGACUGGGUCACCGGCCAUUUGCAGAGAGACGCCGCAUUGCCCCGUUACCGCCGGCCGGAGCGCGGCACGGCCGUGUCCCUGCUGUCUGUGAUGUGCUGGUGGCUGAGGGCAGUGUGGAUGGCUCCUGGAUGCGGGGCCGCAGCAGCUGGGGGGCAUAUGGCCUCUUCCCGCGGUCUUGCGUGAUGCGGCUGCGCCUGUCCCCCCGCUGCCGGGAGCUGUCCCAGCGUGCCGCCGCCGCCGCCGAGCUGCCCCCCCACGCCCUGGGCCGAGCCCGUGCCCUCAUGGGUCUCUCCGCCCAGCUCGACGAGGAGCUUGACUUCUGUGAGGGGGACCUCAUCACCAUCGUGGGCGUGCCUGAGCCAGGCUGGCUGCGCGGGGAGCUGGACGGGCGCAGCGGCAUCUUCCCUGAGGGCUUCGUGGAGCUGCUGGCUCCCCUGCGCGGUGGAGGGGACACCCAGGCCGUCGCCCGCUACAGGGAGGAAGACGAGGAGGAGAGGCAGCAGGAUGAGGAGCGUGAGGUGGGCUUUGGUGAGGCAGAGGUCCCAGCGGGUGGGGGUGAGGCUGCCGGCCUGCAUGGCGUGGCGCUGUAUGACUUCCGUGCCCUGGAAUGCGGCGAGCUGGACUUCGACGUGGGCGACCGCAUCCUGGUGCUGCGGACGCUGGAGGACGGCUGGCUGGAGGGUGAGCUACAUGGGCGGCGUGGCAUCUUCCCACACCGAUUCAUCCAGCUAGAGGAGCCACUGUGCCACUCUGGCCAAUCGGAGUUGAGAGGGGCGGAGUCUCGAGAAUCCCCGGCGAGCAGCCUGGCUGGAAGGGACAUGGAUGCAGAUGGGGGCCACCAUGCAGUCAAGCAGGAGGCUGGGGACCAGAACCAGGAGUACAGUCCAGCCUGGGGGGGGCAGACUGACUACACCAUCUGGGACCUCGACUACUUUGAGCAGGAGAUGGAGCGCAGUGGCAGCAUUGGCGGGGGGGCGGGGGCCAUUGCACCACCGUUGCAGAUGGGGGCUGGCCACAGGGCAGCGGCCAAACCACGCCUGCCGCCCCGGCCCAACCUGCCCCUUCUGCUGCAGCGCCGGGCGCAGGGAUGUGUGCCCCAGGGCUCAUCUACGCCUGCUGCUGGCAGUCUGGUUGCCUCAGGUCCCCAUGAUGACUGGCUCCAUGGAAACGGUCAGGCAGCUGGAGAGCGUCCCACUGACAGACGGACGUCAGACUGCUUGACUGCAGCGGGCCAGCAGGAGGAGCACAAACGCAGGAAGCUGUUCCGGCAUUCCAGUGCUGCCGAGGCGGACCUGCUGCCGCCAGAGACAACGUUCCGGAACGGCUUGCCAAGCCCCUCCUUUCUGGAUGGACUCAGCGCCUCUGCCACUGACCUGGACUCCAAGCUCUCCCAGCAGCUGACCGAGUUCGAGCUGAGUGUCCCCGGGGGCCGGGGGCCGGGGGCAGGGCACAGAGUCUCCCGCCAUUACUCCAUCCUGGACUACAGCAGUGAAGGUGACAUCAUCAGAGGCUCCGCCCACUCCCCUCUGACCCUCAAGCCCGAGACCUGUGCUUUACCCUCCUCUACCUCUUGCCCAUCAUCCCUAGAGAGGCAAAAGGCACUCAGGCCCCCGCCACCCCGGCCCCGGGUCCUCAGGGGCCCACAGGGGUCCCCGCCCCCUAUGGAGCGGCAGUGCAGAUCCACCCCCGCCCCACUGAAGCCGGCCCGGCCUGCCCCUCGGCCACCCCAGCGCUGCACCCGCAGUGGUGCAGUGAGCCGUGCCCUACCAGAGGAGGGUGACGUAGAAGCAGAGAGGCCCUCUCAGGAGAAGCAGUGUGAGCAGGUGGCCAUUCUGCUGCGCCUCCAGGAGGUGGAGCAGGACCUGGAGAUGUACAGGCAAACGGCCGAGGAGCUGCGGAACAUGCUGGAGCGGGAGGAGGACCAGGGGGCGCGGCAGCAGGCCUUGGAGAGCCUGGACUUAUGCGCCUACAGCAUCGACACACUGAGCCUGGAGCAGCAGCAGCUGCAAGAGAUGACACUGCUGUCUGCUCAGCCCCCAAAUCCGGAGGGCUCCUCCGCGGCAGCCGUCACCGAAGAACGAGAGCAGAGGCUGCUGGAGAAGAGAUCCAAGGUCAUCGAGGAGCUCCUGCAGACAGAGAAGGACUACAUCAAGGACCUGCAGAUGUGUGUGAAGGAGAUUUUCGAGCCCUUGCAACAAAAACAGGUCCUGAAUGUGGACUUUGAGGGCCUCUUUGGGAACAUCACAGCGGUCAUCGAAGUUUCCGAGCAUCUGUACAGCAGCCUGCUGGACUCUGACUCCCUAGGUCAGGUGUUUCUGGAUCACAGGGCAGAUCUGGAGGAGGUGUACAAUGUCUACUGCCAGAACCACGAGGACGCCAUCACGCUGCUCGAGAGCUACGAAAAGGACAGCACCAUCCAGAGGCACAUUCUGGAAUGUCUGGAGAAGCUGAGGGCGGUGUACCGUGAGUGGGGGAAGACCAACUACAUCAAUCUGGGCUCCUUCCUCAUCAAGCCCGUGCAAAGAGUGAUGCGCUACCCACUGCUGCUGACAGAGCUGCUGAACGCCACGCCCACGGCACACCAUGACCAACAGCAGCUGGCCGAAGCCGUCUCCGCUGUCAAGGAGAUUAACGUCAACAUCAAUGAGUACAAGAGGAGGAAGGACCUGGUGGUGAAGUACAGGAAGGGCGAUGAGGACACUUUGAUGGACAAGAUAUCUAAGCUCAGCAUGCACUCCAUCAUCAAGAAGUCAAACCGUGUCAGCAGUCACCUGAAGCACCUAACUGGCAUCUCACUGCAGAUCAAAGAUGAGGCGUUUGACGAGGCGGAGAAGCGAUUCCGGCUCCAGGAGCGGCUCAUCAAGUCCUUCAUUCGGGACAUCUCACUGUACCUGCAGCACACGCGGGAGGCUGCCUCGGUCAAGGUGCUGGCGGCCAUCAGCUUCUGCGACAUCUACACAGACGGGAACCUGAUGGACCCAGAGCGCUUCCAGGGGGCACAUCGUUGCAUUAGCGACAAGCAUUUUGCGGACUUUAAGGAGCGGGCAGAGACACUGGUGAUCGCCCCCCUCACCCAGCUGCUGUCCAUGUUUGCCGGCCCCCACAAGCUCAUCCAGAAGCGCUUCGACAAGCUGCUGGACUACGACAGCUGCAGGGAGCGAGCAGAGCGGCUGCGGGAGCGCCGGGCGCAGGACGAGCUGCAGGCCACGCGCAACAACUACGAGGCACUGAAUGCGCAGCUGCUGGACGAGCUGCCCAAGUUCCAGCAGGCGGCUGAGGAGCUGCUGAAGGGCUGCCUGUGUGCCUUUGCCCAGGCACAGGGCCAUUUCAUCGUCCAGGCCCUGGGACAGCUGCACCCGCUCUUGCAGAUGGCUGGCACGGCGGCUGUGGACAGCAAUCUGGUGGCCCUGUUCCAGGCGGAGCACGGGCGUGUCCUUCAGCAUCUGCAGGCUUUCAGCUUCUUCCCAGAGAACCUCCCUGCCACUCGCAAGCAGGCCGAGAAGAAGACCUCCGAGCGGCAGGUCCCCAGGAAGCAGCCGGUGAGUCAAACCACCAGGCACCCACCAGCCAAUGGAAGGGAGAAGAGGGCGGAGCCCUACAAACCUACUGUGUGACUUGGGCUGCCAGGUUUCCAGUCCUACCAAUCUGAAAGGGCUGAGAACAAGUUUGCUGUGUUCAGGAUGAAAGAGCUUUUCUGGGUAUUAUGUGGGGGGCAGCCUUUAGCACCAGAAACAGGUGGUGCAAAUCGGGCCCUGACAGAAGUGAGCCACCCCCUUGCUUGCUAUAUUCUUACAAUUGUAGCCUUAGUGCCAUAGUUUUACAUUUUAGCGUUAUUCUGACCCAUAGCGCUAAUGUUUUUGCAUUAGUGUAUUUAGCAUUACCGUUUUUGCUUUGUCGCUAUUAUCUUACUUCUGUAGCGUUAAUGUUUUAGCAACACAAUUUUAAGCAUUAUCGCUAUCCGCUUAAGUCAUGACGUUUGAAUGACGUGAUAAUACUGUUUUACGGGGCCAAGCCAAUAUGCCGCAGGGCUGUGUCUCAGUGUUUUAAUGAUCUGAAACAAAAAGAAAAUAAAGAAUUCGUACCACUUUCCCUGCGUCGAGGAAGCGAAGAGGAGGUGGUUGCGUAAACUAAGCAGCCAUUUUCAGUUUUUACUUUGGCGUUUUUUCAUGUUUAGUACUGGGUUGUAACAAAAUUCAGUUUAGCACAAACUUUGGUUUUGGGUUCGCGGUUUAGAUACAGCAGGGAAAACGCUGUUUAAUUAUUAUUAAAACCACAAACACAGUUAGGAAAAGUUGUAAACCACAGGCAAUGUGAUCAUUGACGUAUCUGAAUAAGACGACAUACUUAUUUGCACAUUGUAAAAAUAUAUACAGUAUAAUUUUAAAAAUCGAAAAUAUAACAUCAUCAUUGCCUAUUUGUAGCCGAAUUUGCUGAAAUGCCAAGGGGAGACGGACCUGCAGGGGCUGUCUGCCUUGCUCCGGUCCGGUCGUACACGCACUCGGAUGUCCUCUCCUGUGUUUUCAGCAGCAUAUUCGGUAUAACAGCCGGACAGACCUUGUUUUACCAGUUACCCUCGCUCCAGUGUUGGUGUCAUUUAUUAGAAAACUAAAAUGUUCCCAAACCGCCAAAUAUGACGGACUGUAACCAGGAUUAGCUGUAGCAAACCCACAGCCACGAUUAACAGUGUUAUAUUUUCUUUUUUUUGGGGGGGGGGGGGUUCUGCCCCUGUUAAGAAACGUGUUUAUUCAUUUCAUUGUGUGUACGGAACGGGCACCCCUGCACCGAUAAUCCCUCCUGGCAGACCAGCGGCACCCUGCAUCACCCUGAGGGAGUGUAACCCCCUUUUUAUUUGCGUUUUUUCCCGCUCGAUUCUAACUUAAAUCUGCCCCUCUUUGUCUUUAAUUAUACGUUACUAAACAAGUUAUGCUGAAUAAUGUAACCGGCUCCUCCCCUGUGGUGUGUUAGGAGUGUUUCACCCUGUAAGCAGUUAUGCGCUACGUAAGAUGUGUCUUAUAUCAAACAAGUGGGAUUCUACCCAGUGUUGCCAACUUAGCGACUUCGUCGCUAUAUUUAGCGAGUUUUUAGACCCCUCUAGCGACUCGUUUUCAAAAAAGCGACUAGCGAUAAAUCUAGCGACUUUUUUUUUAGACUUUCGGAGACU